CAUUUACGCACUGUGCAAGAAAUAAUAAUAAUAGUAGUAAAAAAACUAAUUAUGAGAAAAAACUAGAAGAUGCUAGAGAACGGUCAAUUCGCUGAUUCGGUCUUUAGAGAACAAAACUUUGAUUUUACGCAGUAACGUAUGGGCUGUCAGUUGCUGCGAGCUGGGGGGAGGUAAACAAGAUGGCGACAACCUGAGAGGCAAGAGUAAAACGAAGAGUCAGAAAAAAAUUACUCAUAUCCUGCAGGACCUAUUUUGAAGAUUUGUUUACCGUGGACCUCGACCUGAAUAGGAAUUUAAGGCUGAAGGGAAACGAGAUUAACGCAGACACAGGCACCGACUGUAGGAAUCGUGGUGGUAUGGAGGACACCUGAGCACGGCCCAACACAGCGGCUGGCUCAGUCCACUGCUCCCCUGGAGCUGGGCUGACUCCACAGUUUGCACUAAUACUGCUGCAUUUGUUUGGCUUGGGAUCUGUGCUUGGAUUUGGUCCAGUUCUUCACACUCUGUGUUCCGAGGAAAACUAUGCUGUACAGCAUGGAACUUCAACAAAAGUGCUGUGCUGCACAGCCUUAAAGGAAGACAUCCACCUAAGGCAGAAGUGAUAUAGAGGUAAUCUGCAGGAGAGAAGACUUUAGAAUUAAUUCUUUCCACCAUGCUCAAUAGAAAACAGUGACUGUAGACUUUAAUGUUCCCCAAUCCCCAAUGCUCAGCCCUAAUGUUUACAAAUUAAUCCCAGUGUCCUUCCUUAACCCUCAGACAUGAUUUUGCCUAUUGUAUUCAUUAUUCUCUAAGUUGGCCCUAUUCCAUAUUUUGGAAUCAAACUAUACAGAGGGAGGUUGCCAGGAGGUUUCUCUCUGUUACAUCGGCAGCUGUAGCUAUUUGCAGACCUUUUCGCACAGAGGAAUAAUCUGUGGCUGCUGAACUUUCAGUCAUGAGUACCGGGGAGCUGCAUCACUUGGACUAUGAAAAUGAACUGAUGGAAAUGGAUACUUUUAUUCACCGCAUUGACUCUACAGAAGUGAUCUAUCAGCCCCGGAGGAAGAGAGCAAAGCUGAUAGGAAAGUAUUUAAUGGGGGAUCUGCUGGGAGAGGGCUCCUAUGGCAAAGUAAAAGAGAUGCUGGACUCAGAGACACUUUGUCGCAGGGCUGUCAAGAUACUGAAGAAGAAAAAGCUGAGGAGGAUUCCUAAUGGAGAGGCCAAUGUAAAAAAAGAGAUUCAGCUGCUAAGAAGACUCCAGCACAAAAAUGUGAUUCAGCUGGUGGACGUCCUGUACAAUGAGGAGAAGCAGAAAAUGUAUAUGGUGAUGGAGUAUUGCGUUUGUGGGAUGCAGGAAAUGUUGGACAGCGUCCCAGAGAAAAGAUUUCCAGUAUUUCAAGCUCACGGGUACUUUUGCCAGCUCUUAGAUGGCCUUGAAUAUUUGCACAGCCAGGGAAUAGUUCACAAAGACAUUAAACCAGGAAAUCUGCUGCUGACUACAGAUGGGGCCCUUAAAAUCUCUGACCUGGGAGUAGCAGAGGCCCUUCAUCCGUUUGCAGAGGACGACACAUGUCGCACCAGUCAGGGCUCUCCUGCCUUCCAGCCCCCAGAGAUUGCUAAUGGACUGGACACCUUUUCAGGGUUUAAAGUAGACAUUUGGUCUGCAGGUGUAACACUAUACAACAUCACAACAAGUCUGUAUCCAUUCGAGGGCGACAACAUCUACAAACUAUUUGAAAACAUUGGAAAAGGAGACUACACUAUUCCUGAGGAGUGUGGACCGCUCCUCUCAGACCUGCUCCGAGGAAUGCUCGAGUACGACCCAGUGAAGAGGUUUUCCAUACAGAACAUAAGGCAACACAACUGGGUGCGUAAGAAACACCCCCCAUCUGAGCCCCCUGUGCCCUUCCCUGCCAGCGCGGAGAGCAGGGACCCUUGGCGGAGCAUGACUGUGGUGCCCUACUUAGAGGACCUACAUGGCUACACGGAGGAGGAUGAUGACGAACUCUACGAUGGAGAGGAUGAAAUCAUCUACACUCAGGACUUCACAAUGCCAGGACAAGUGACCGAGGAUCACCAGGAUCAGGGGAUCGCCGAUCACAGUCCUUCCGUAGCAAAGCCAGUCUGUGUGAAUGGAACAGAGAGCAGCGCUCUGAACAGCAAGGCCAAAGCCGAGCGCCGGUCCUCCUCCUCGUCCAACCCGUCACGCAAAGGAGUCUCUGCAGCCAGCAAGAUCCGUAAGCUCUCCACGUGCAAACAGCAAUGACCUCCUCUGCUGUGUCCUCAUCAUCAACACACCUGGUUUACUUGUCCCUGUCCUGUGUCUGGACUGCUCACUGUUGUGAGAGGAAACCUGCUGACGUUAUUACUCCUGUACCUCCUUGGACCACUGGUCUGCCAAGUCUUUUGGAGAACUGUUCUAGGUGACGGAGGAGAAGGACGGAGAGAAAUGUUCUUUUAUGGCACUGGCUGUGAAUUGGUGUUUUUUUUUUUUU
Messenger RNA from Cynoglossus semilaevis (tongue sole), 2471 nucleotides. RefSeq names its product serine/threonine kinase 11 (gene stk11). The transcript is spliced from 11 exons. The coding region runs from base 932 to 2242 and encodes 436 amino acids. NCBI's taxonomy places the organism in Eukaryota, Metazoa, Chordata, Actinopteri, Pleuronectiformes, Cynoglossidae. Gene Ontology annotation, biological process: establishment of cell polarity; intracellular signal transduction; protein phosphorylation. The record is from RefSeq and is a predicted model, not a curated record. Gene Ontology annotation, cellular component: cytoplasm. Gene Ontology annotation, molecular function: ATP binding; protein serine/threonine kinase activity; protein kinase activator activity.